AUGAAGGCGGUGAGCCCCGUGCGCCCCUCGGGCCGCAAGGCGCCGUCGGGCUGCGGCGGAGGGGAGCUGGCCCUGCGCUGCCUGGCCGAGCACGGCCACAGCCUGGGUGGCUCGGCGGCCGCGGCGGCCGCGGCGGCGGCAGCGCGCUGCAAGGCGGCGGAGGCGGCGGCCGACGAGCCGGCGCUGUGCCUGCAGUGCGAUAUGAACGACUGCUACAGCCGCCUGCGGAGGCUGGUGCCCACCAUCCCGCCCAACAAGAAAGUCAGCAAAGUGGAGAUCCUGCAGCACGUUAUCGACUACAUCCUGGACCUGCAGCUGGCGCUGGAGACGCACCCGGCUCUGCUGAGGCAGCCGCCGCCGCCCGCGCCACCGCACCACCCAGCCGGGACCUGUCCGGCCGCGCCGCCGCGGACCCCGCUCACGGCGCUCAACACGGACCCGGCCGGCGCGGUGAACAAGCAGGGCGACAGCAUUCUGUGCCGCUGAGCCUCGCUGUCCAGGUGUGCGGCUGCCUGCGCCCGAGCCAGGAGCACUAGAGAGGGAGGGGGAAAGAGCAGAAGUUAGAGAAAAAGCCACCCGAGGAAAGGAAAGGAAAGGAAAGGAAAGGAAAAAAAAAAAUCAGCAAAUCCUAGAAACGUUACAUUUGUCAUUCCAAGAGCGGGGGGAAGAAAGAUAAAACUUUCAUCGUUUUUUUUUCUUUCUUUCUUUUUUUUUUUUUGCACGUUCAUAAACAUUCUACAUAUGUACUCUCUUUUGUCUCUUCAUUUAUAACCGCUGUGAAAUGUACAUUUCUGUGUUUUUGGAGGUGCAGUUAAACUUCUAAGCUUAAGUGUGACAGAACUGAUAAAUUAGAAGAUCAAGAGAAAAUCAACUUUAGAAGCCUACUUUGUGACCAAGGAGCUCAAUUUUUGUUUUGAAGCUUUACUAAUAUAACAGAGCAUUGUAGAUAUUUUUUUUUGACAUCUAUUGUUUAAAAUAGAUGAUUAUAAUGGGGGGGCAGGGAACUUUCUUUUCCCUGCAAGAAUGUUACAUAUUGUAUAGAUAUCUGAGUGACAUUUCAUACCAUGUAUAUAUAGAGAUGUUCUAUAAGUGUGAGAAAGUAUAUGCUUUAAUAGACUACUGUAAUUAUAAGAUAUUUUUAAUUAAAUAUUUUUUGUAAAUA
This is a messenger RNA of Lynx canadensis (Canada lynx), 1162 nucleotides long. RefSeq names its product inhibitor of DNA binding 4, HLH protein (gene ID4). The transcript has 3 exons. Gene Ontology annotation, cellular component: nucleus; cytoplasm. The record is from RefSeq and is a predicted model, not a curated record. The coding region runs from base 1 to 486 and encodes 161 amino acids. Gene Ontology annotation, biological process: cell differentiation; circadian regulation of gene expression; negative regulation of transcription by RNA polymerase II. Gene Ontology annotation, molecular function: transcription regulator activity; protein dimerization activity. NCBI's taxonomy places the organism in Eukaryota, Metazoa, Chordata, Mammalia, Carnivora, Felidae.